This is a messenger RNA of Kuraishia capsulata CBS 1993, 738 nucleotides long. RefSeq lists its product as uncharacterized. Lineage: Eukaryota; Fungi; Ascomycota; Pichiomycetes; Pichiales; Pichiaceae. The coding region runs from base 1 to 738 and encodes 245 amino acids. Gene Ontology annotation, molecular function: oxidoreductase activity. The record is from RefSeq and is a predicted model, not a curated record. The transcript has a single exon.
AUGACUGCCAACACCGUUUACUUCGUCACUGGUGCCAACCGUGGAAUUGGCCUUGAAUUGGUCACCCAACUUGCCGCUAGACCAUCGACUGUCGUCUAUGGAACUGCUCGUAACCUGAGCGCCGCCAAAGAAUUGCACCAGUUGGCUGCAAAGUACCCAAACUUCAAGCCAUUGGAGGCCGAUGUUACUAAGCAGGACACCAUUGAGGCGGCUGCUAAGCUUGUUGAUGAAGAACAAGGUCACGUUGAUAUUUUGCUUAGCAAUGCAGCCCUCGCCGAUGAGUACGUUCUCGUCAAGGACUUUGAAGUUGACAGUUUGUCUCGUUUCUUUGAAACGAACACUAAGGGCCCAAUCAUUGUCUAUAAGGCAUUCCGUCCUUUGCUGUUGAAGUCUACUCAAGAGAAGAAGCUUGUGUUUCUCUCGACCAUUGCCAGUUCUAUCAGUCAGUACUAUCCUCUUCCUUGUCCUGCUUACGGUGCUUCCAAGGCUGCCAUGAACUAUCUCGUUAGGGCCAUUGCUGCCGAGUCCAAGGACGAUGGUUUCAAAGUCAUUUCCCUUCAUCCUGGUGCUGUCUCAACUGAUGCUGGCAAACUUGGUGCUCAAAACAUUGAUUUCGCUGGACUUGGAAUUGAGGUCAUUACACCAGCAAAGAGUGCUGAGAGAGUUCUGGCCAUCACAGACGAACUUGAUGUUAGCGAUAAGUUUUACAGCUACACCGGCGAUGAAAUGAAGUGGUAA